Chrysochloris asiatica (Cape golden mole) is the source of this 4023-nucleotide messenger RNA. It is a transcript of the gene SCAP, whose product is annotated as SREBF chaperone. The transcript has 22 exons. Gene Ontology annotation, cellular component: endoplasmic reticulum membrane; Golgi membrane. NCBI's taxonomy places the organism in Eukaryota, Metazoa, Chordata, Mammalia, Afrosoricida, Chrysochloridae. Gene Ontology annotation, molecular function: sterol binding; protein binding. Bases 112 to 3957 code for a protein of 1281 amino acids. Gene Ontology annotation, biological process: SREBP signaling pathway. The record is from RefSeq and is a predicted model, not a curated record.
UCCUGCCAGGUAUCCCUUUGCAGAUGGUGUCCAAUGUCAGUGCCAUUCAGUGUAUGCCAGGCUGAUCCAUGGUCACUUUCCGGGAUGGCUGCAAGGUGACUUCAGCUGAGGAUGACCCUGACUGAAAGGCUGCGUGAGAAGAUAUCUCGGGCCUUCUACAACCAUGGGCUGCUCUGUGCAUCGUACCCCAUCCCUAUCAUCCUUUUUACAGGACUCUGCAUCUUAGCCUGCUGCUACCCACUGCUGAAACUCCCCUUGCCAGGAACAGGACCUGUGGAAUUCACAACUCCAGUGAAGGAUUAUUUGCCCCCACCUGUGGACUUUGACCGCAAACAAGGAGUGACAACUGAGCAGCCAGAGUGGUAUGUGGGUGCCCCAGUGGCUUACAUCCAACAGAUAUUUGUGAAGUCCUCAGUUUCGCCCUGGCACAAGAACCUCCUGGCAGUGGAUGUGUUCCGUUCACCUCUAUCCCGGGCAUUUCAGCUGGUGGAGGAGAUCCAGAACCACAUGCUGAGAGACAGCUCAGGGACCAGGGCCCUGGAGGAGGUAUGCCUGCAGGUGACCGAUCUACUGCCCAGCCUCAAGAAACUCCGAAACGUGCUACCUGAGCAUGGAUGCUUGCUGCUCUCUCCUGGGAACUUCUGGCAGAAUGACCGGGAACGCUUCCACGCUGAUCCUGACAUCAUUGCUACCAUCCACCAGCACGAGCCCAAAACUCUGCAGACCUCGGCCACGCUCAAAGAUUUGCUAUUUGGGGUUCCUGGGAAGUACAGUGGUGUCAGCCUCUACACCCGAAAGAGAAUGGUCUCAUACACCAUCACCCUGGUCUUCCAGCGCUACCAUGCCAAGUUCCUGGGCAGCUUGCGUGCCCGCCUGAUGUUGCUGUACCCCAGCCCCAACUGCAGCCUCCGGGCAGAGAACCUGGUCCAUGUGCACUUCAAAGAGGAGAUUGGCAUCGCUGAACUUAUACCCCUCGUGACCACUUACAUCAUCCUGUUUGCAUACAUCUACUUCUCCACACGCAAGAUCGACAUGGUCAAGUCCAAGUGGGGGCUGGCCCUCGCUGCUGUGGUCACGGUGCUCAGCUCGCUGCUCAUGUCUGUGGGGCUCUGCACACUCUUCGGCCUGACGCCCACCCUCAACGGCGGUGAGAUUUUCCCGUACCUUGUGGUGGUCAUUGGGCUGGAGAAUGUGCUGGUACUCACCAAGUCUGUGGUCUCUACCCCAGUUGACCUUGAAGUAAAGCUGCGGAUUGCCCAAGGCCUCAGCAGUGAGAGCUGGUCCAUCAUGAAGAACAUGGCCACGGAGCUGGGCAUCGUUCUCAUUGGCUACUUCACCCUAGUGCCUGCCAUCCAGGAGUUUUGUCUCUUUGCUGUCGUGGGCUUGGUGUCCGACUUCUUCCUUCAGAUGCUAUUCUUUACCACCGUCCUAUCCAUUGACAUUCGCCGGAUGGAGCUAGCAGACCUGAACAAGCGACUGCCUCCAGAAGCCUGUGUGCCCCCCGCUAAACCAGUGGGCUGGGCAGCUCGCCAUGAACGGCACUUGGCUGUGCGGCCGUCCAUGCCUCACACCAUCACCCUGCAGCCAUCCUCCUUCCGAAACCUGCGGCUCCCCAAGAGGCUACGUGUUGUCUACUUCCUGGCCCGCACUCGUCUGGCACAGCGCCUCAUCAUGGCUGGCACUGUCGUGUGGAUCAGCAUCCUGGUGUACACAGACCCAGCAGGGCUGCGCACCUACCUUGCUGCCCAGGUGACAGAACAGAGCCCGCUUGGUGAGGAAGGCCUUGCUCCCAUGCCUGUGCCCAGCAACGUGCUGCCAGCCAGCCACCCGGACCCCGCGUUCUCCAUCUUCCCACCCGAUAACCCUAAGCCAGCCGAGAACCAGACGUCACCAGGGGAGCCACCUGGACCCAUGGGUCCAGCAGAGAACAUCCAUGACAGCCCAGUUCCCGAGGUCACUUGGGGGCCUGAGGAUGAGGAACUCUGGAGGAAAUUGUCCUUCCGCCACUGGCCAACACUCUUCAGCUACUAUAACAUCACACUGGCCAAGAGGUACAUCAGUCUGUUACCGGUCAUACCUGUCACCCUCCGCUUGAACCCCAGAGAGGCCCUGGAGGGGCGGCACCCCCAGGAUGGCCGAAGUGCCUGGCCACCACUGAGACCAGGCCCAGCACACAGUGGGCUCUGGGAGCCCAACCCCAAGGGAGCUGGUGGGGCACAGACCCAUGGAGACGUCACCUUGUACAAGGUGGCGUUGCUCGGCCUGGCUGCGGGCAUUGUCCUUGUGUUGCUGCUGCUUUGCCUCUACCGUGUGCUCUGUCCACGGAACUAUGGGCAGCUGGGCGGGCCUGGCCGGCGGAAGCGUGGGGAGCUGCCCUGUGAUGACUAUGGCUAUGCACCACCUGAGACGGAGAUCGUGCCCCUGGUGCUGCGUGGGCACCUCAUGGACAUCGAGUGUCUGGCCAGCGAUGGCAUGCUGCUGGUGAGUUGUUGCCUGGCGGGGCACGUGUGCGUGUGGGAUGCACAGACCGGAGACUGCCUGACACGUAUCCCAAGGCCUGGCAGGCAGCGCCAGGACAGUGGUGUUGGCAGCGUGUUUGAGGCUCAGGAAAGCUGGGAACGUCUAUCAGACGGCGGGAUGGGCCUGGAGGAGUCUGGGGACAGCCCCUUACUGCAGCACCGCCCCCGGGGUCCUCUGCCACCUUCCCUCUUCGGGGACCAACCAGACCUCACCUGCCUCAUCGACACCAACUUCUCUGCACAACCACGCCUGCAGCCCUCGGAGCCCGCCAAGCCCGAGCCACGGCACCGAGUUGGCUGUGGCCGCGCCCAAGACUCCCCAGGCUAUGACUUCAGCCUCCUGGUGCAGCGGGUGUACCAGGAGGAGAGGCUGGCUCCCCUCCACUCACCAGCUGUGCGCCCACCCUCGCCCGGGUCUGUACUGCUCCCAGCCCCUGAGGAAGGGGGCUCGCCUUCAGAGAAAGGCUCCCCUUCUCUUGCCUGGGCCCCCAGCGCAGAUGGCUCCAUCUGGAGCCUGGAGCUGCAGGGCAACCUCAUCGUAGUGGGGCGGAGCAGUGGCCGUCUGGAGGUGUGGGAUGCCAUUGAGGGGGUACUACGCUGCAGCAGCGAGGAGGGUUCCUCCGGCAUCACUGCCCUAGUCUUCCUGGACAAAAGGAUUGUGGCUGCCCGGCUCAAUGGCUCCCUCGAUUUCUUCUCCUUGGAGACCCACACUGCUCUCAGCCCCCUGCAAUUCAGAGGUACCCCAGGGCGGAGCAGUGCUACCACAUCCCCAGUUUACAGCAGCAACGAUGCAGUGAUCUGCCGCAUGACCCACACGGUGCCCUGUGCCCACCAGAAGCCCAUUACAGCCCUGAAGGCUGCUGCUGGGCGCCUCGUGACUGGGAGCCAAGACCACACACUGAGGGUAUUCCGUCUGGAGGACUCCUGCUGCUUGUUCACCCUGCAGGGUCACUCAGGGGCCAUCACCACCGUGUACAUCGACCAGACUAUGGUGCUGGCCAGUGGUGGACAAGAUGGGGCCAUCUGCCUGUGGGACGUGCUGACUGGCAGCCGAGUCAGCCAUAUGUUUGCUCACCGUGGGGAUGUCACCUCCCUCACCUGCACCACCUCCUGCGUCAUCAGCAGUGGCCUAGAUGACCUCAUUAGUAUUUGGGACCGUAGCACAGGCAUCAAACUCUACUCCAUUCAGCAGGACUUGGGCUGUGGUGCAAGCUUGGGUGUCAUCUCAGAUAAUUUGCUGGUGACCGGUGGCCAGGGCUGUGUCUCUUUUUGGGACAUAAACUACGGGGACCUGUUGCAGACUGUGUACCUGGGGAAGAACAGUGAGGCCCAGCCGGCCCGCCAGAUCCUGGUGCUGGACAACGCUGCAAUCGUCUGCAAUUUCGGCAGUGAGCUCAGCCUGGUGUACGUACCUUCGGUGCUGGAGAAGCUGGACUGACGGCAGCAGCAAAGAACAUGCUCAGUGGGGGCAAUGCACUGGAUGGAGGGAAGGAACCCAGUGUGU